UUUAUUUAGGCACUGAACAACUGGGUCUUUCCAAGUCAUUGCGGGGGUUGCUGCUUUGGUUGCUUCUUUUCUUGAUCUCUCCUCCGGAAUUUGCUAUCUCCUCUCCUUCGCCUCCUCGUCAUGGCACCACUGAGGGGGGCCAAGCGGCGCAAGCGGCAACCCGAGAAGGCCCUGCCGGCGGGGGUGAUGGCGCCGAUGCCCCCGCCGGACGCCGCCGAUUGGUGGGACACCUUCGCCCGCAGGCUUGCAGCAGGACAUAAAUCCAAAGACUGCCCGGAUUUUGAGUCUGUCUUCAAGAUGUCGAGGGGGACAUUCAACUACAUUUGCUCUCUUAUUAGUGGGGACUUCACAAGAAAGACGCAGAGUUUCAGAAAUUUCAGGUUUGGGGACAAGACGAUCCUAGGUGUCGAGGAUCAAGUAGCUGUUGCUCUGUUAAGGCUGACUACUGGUGAGCCACUUCUGAGCAUAGGGAAUCGCUUCGGGAUGAACCAUUCAGCCAUCUCAAACAUCACAUGGAAGUUUAUUGAAUCCUUAGAGGAUCAUGGGAUCCGUCAUCUGAAGUGGCCUGGUCCUGAGGAGAUGGCAACCAUCAAAGCAAAGUUUGAAAAGCUCCAGGGCCUCCCCAACUGCUGCGGCGCCAUAGACACAACACACAUCCUCAUGUGCUCUUCAGCUCAGCCUAACAGCAAUGUCUGGCUUGACGGCGAGAACAGAAACAGCAUGGUCCUGCAGGCCAUUGUAGACCCUGACAUGCGGUUCAGAGACAUUGUCAGUGGUUGGCCGGGGAGCUUGGAUGACUCUUGCAUUCUGCGCACCUCGGGAUUCUACAAGCUGUGUGAGAAAGGUGCAAGGCUGGAGGAGCAAAUGGAGCUUCCCGGGGAGCCAGCAGGGUCAGUGGUCAGGGAAUACAUUAUCGGGGAUGCAAGCUACCCUCUUCUUCCCUGGCUGAUGACUCCAUACCAAGAGCAUGAUCCAUCUCCAGCGCAAGUGGAAUUCAACAAGAGGCACACCGCAGCAAGAAUGGUGGUGCAGGGUGCUAUGGCCAGGCUGAAGGAGAGGUGGCAGGUACUCAAGGGAGAGCUCUGGAGGCCCGACAAGCACCGGUUACCGAGGAUCAUCUAUGCCUGCUGCCUGCUCACCAAUAUCAUGAUCGAUCUCGAGGACACACAGAGAGAUAGGACACCGGCAUCGCACAACCACGAUGUCGGCUACAUGCAGCAGUUCAGCAAUGUGGCUGUGGACAGUGCGGUCGCACAGAGGGACAUGCUUUGCAAGUAUGUCAGCAAGCUUGACAGCAAAUUGCCGAAAUGAUUCUGCUUUCCAUGCUUCUUCCUGUUUUUUCUCCUUGACAUGAAACAAAGGAUAUCUACAGGUUAUAGAAUUGUGCUGCGAAUCUUGAUUACUCUUGAGAUAGUGUACUUCAGUCAUUUAUUGACGUGUCUAAUGUAUUCCUUUUGAAGUCUUAAGAGUGAAUUGCUCAGGUAAGCUGUUUGAAGAGGAUGUCGAAAGAAAGUUGAGGAAGGUUGCACCAAGUGUAGCCUCAUGUUUGAUUUGUUAAGAAAUUCUUAUGGCUCAACCAUUUCUUAGGAA
This is a messenger RNA of Brachypodium distachyon (stiff brome), 1590 nucleotides long. Its product is annotated as protein ALP1-like. The coding region runs from base 121 to 1311 and encodes 396 amino acids. Lineage: Eukaryota; Viridiplantae; Streptophyta; Magnoliopsida; Poales; Poaceae. The transcript has 2 exons. The record is from RefSeq and is a predicted model, not a curated record.